Molecule: messenger RNA, 2358 nt
Organism: Guyanagaster necrorhizus
Lineage: Eukaryota; Fungi; Basidiomycota; Agaricomycetes; Agaricales; Physalacriaceae
Product: magnesium transporter
Exons: 13
Coding region: 80-1939 (619 amino acids)
Biological process (GO): transmembrane transport; metal ion transport
Cellular component (GO): plasma membrane
Molecular function (GO): magnesium ion binding; cobalt ion binding; magnesium ion transmembrane transporter activity
Source: RefSeq, a predicted model, not a curated record
AAUGUAUUUUUGGGCCAAGUGUACCUAAUCAUCUUCGUCGCAACCUCUCAUCUUCACACCGUCGACAACAGCGACGACCAUGCCUCGUGAAAACAGCUUUUCCGACUCUGAUGGUCGUUCGUUGACGCCGGACCUCUCAGAAGAGGCGGCAAAUGGAGGCGCCCCGCCCAUGUCGCCAACCUACGCAGUUCGACCGCCCUUCGUUGCUGAGCCAACGACCCAAGAGCAGGCUCAUUCCCAUGAUUUGCAUGUUUCGUCGUCAAAGCAUUCCAUCCAUUCUCGAAAAACCACGCAUAGUCGAAGAACAAUGCAGCCCGCGGACAGGUUUCGUGGGGCCGUUCGCAAAGUCAUUGCUAUGCACCGAGGCACAAGCUUGAUAGCUACACGAGGGAGGGUGGGCGCUGAGCCGGGUGUCGAUCCUCGUCGUGCCUCUGCAGACGUUCAAUAUGGCAGUAUCAGGCAGAACUGUGUCAUCGAGGUCUUCGACUAUUCCUCUGUUCGCCAUAGUUUUGGACGCAUGACGAACAAAGAGUUUGUCAAUUUUCUUGAUGACGCUGACGCGAGCAAGCCAGAGCCAUGGGUCAAGGUCAGGUGGAUUAACAUUGGAGGUAUGAGCUGGGAUGUCAUCAAGGCCGUGUCGCUCAAGUACGAUCUCCAUCCUUUGGCCCUUGAAGACGUAUUUCAUACACGGAGCCAAACACGUUCCAAAGCUGAUUACUACAGCAAGCAUCUCUUCCUUCGUAUCCUUGUCCACGAGAUAGGCGAUCCUGAUGACAUUCCCACACCCCUGCAUGCGACCGCAGCCUAUGGCUCUACGCUCACGGGUCUUCCACGGACUUCUUCUCCAGUGCCCUUUAAAGACGUGGACAGCAUUGAGAUGAAGGACAGCGUCUUUGUCGAAGACGACCGAACGGUAUUCGGAGAGAUUACACCUAUGCCUGCCAUGAGGAAAAGAAAGGGUCGUAGUUCGGCAGAUCCGGAAAAGGGAGGUUCCACGUUCCGCAGACUUGGCAGGAUCGCCAUCCUUGAUGCCGAUGAAGAGGCGCUCAAGCAGCAGGCGGAGGAAGAAGUCGCGCUUCAGGCCUUGAAGAAGGAGGGUGACCGAGUAAAUGUCAAAGUUUAUCCCUUACACAUCUUUCUAUUCCGAGAUGGCACGGUUAUAUCAAUGCACGGAAAUCCGUCGCUCGAUCUCACUCAACCCAUCGCCAAUAGGCUUAAUCAGCGCGAUACGGGGCUUAGAGCAUCGGCUGACCCUUCUCUGCUGGUUCAGAGUUUGUUGGACUUGACUGUCGACAAGGCAUUAGAAGUCAUCGAUGUUUACCAUGCCAAAAUCCAAAAAUUUGAACGUGCUAUCCUCUAUAAACCUAAAAUUAAGACAGUUCGGAACCUGCAUCUUCUUAACGAGGAUCUCAUUCUGCACAAGCGUACCAUGGAACCGAUCAGGACCGUGGUAUAUGGACUACGUCGGUAUGACGUCGACCGAUGCGCCGCUCUCAUCGACGAAUCUAAGUCUGCGGUGGAUGGAAAGGUCCAGGUAGUCGGUUUCAUGUCCCACAAGUCCAAAAUCUACCUGGCCGAUGUGUACGACCAUGUGGAGUAUAUCCUAUCAAGCUUGGACAUGUUUGCAGGAAUCACGCAAAAUCUGAUCGACUAUACGUUCAAUAUGACCUCCUAUGAGAUGAACGAAAUCAUGCGUCGAUUGACGAUAGCGACUAUCAUCUGUCUUCCGCUGACACUGCUCACUGGUUACUUUGGAAUGAACUUCGAAUCUAUGUGGUCAGUUAAGAUUCACUCGGAUGUUCUAUUCUGGGAGAUUGCUAUUCCUGUCAUGUGCCUUGUCAUACCUCUCGCCAUCUGGCCGGACCUUAUGAGGAUGGUUCAUUAUGUGAAGAAGAAAAUGCUUACUCGUAAGGCCGUAAAGAUGUAUCGUCGACGAUAGAUCAAACAAUUAUACCUAGCUCGCACCUCACUUGCAUUUAUAUCCUUUAUACCACAUAUUUAGACAUACGACCCAUACAUUUUAUCACCAUAGUUGCAUCCACACAUUUCGUACACCUCCAUUCUUUCAGGAUCUUUAAGGACAGCGUUUAUUCCAUAUGGUCGGUUCAUUUUAUAGGAUUCUGUAGGGUGUUAUCGUCUUUUACUUGGAAAAGUUAAAUGGAACUGAGCAGGGUAGUUUGUAGGUUACAGUUAAUACACCAUGUGCUACUGUUAAGUAGGGUGUCAGGAUCAUGGGGUGCAGCAGGAAUCAGGAGCGGAGCGCAGGUGGGUGAGAUAGUUUACAAAAUAUUGAUACAAAAAUGCGAAUAAGGAUCCAUAGAUAAGGACACAUCAGAAAUCCUCGUCGGUAGAGCUGAA